Lithohypha guttulata is the source of this 1476-nucleotide messenger RNA. RefSeq lists its product as uncharacterized. The coding region runs from base 1 to 1476 and encodes 491 amino acids. Lineage: Eukaryota; Fungi; Ascomycota; Eurotiomycetes; Chaetothyriales; Trichomeriaceae. Gene Ontology annotation, molecular function: (3R)-hydroxyacyl-[acyl-carrier-protein] dehydratase activity. The transcript has 2 exons. Gene Ontology annotation, cellular component: mitochondrion. The record is from RefSeq and is a predicted model, not a curated record.
AUGAUAAAUCGUCAUGGCUGCCGAUAUAUAUCGUCUCUUCGAGCGGCGAGAUUGAGGACGCCAAAAGCUCAAGCGGAACAAAGCAAGCAAUAUCCCCAGGCAUUUCCCAUCCCUUCGGUUUUCAAGCAAAAGCACAAUCAGCAGAAACAACCCAAGCCUAUACGCGAUUUUGCCCCUGAAACUCGGCCAGCAGCGUACUCACCUUUCUCUGAAAAGACUCUCAGUGUUUUACUGGGUGAAGCCGAUGAGCCUGACGAAUCUCAGUCUAAAUAUCGCGAGAUCAGUGCGUCGUCAGAACUCAAGCCCAGCUCGAGGCUCGAACUUAGGAGCUCUGUUGAGCUUUCACUCAGCGAGAAGGUACCAACUGCGUUUGGUCUACCGACUGAGAAACAUAUUGUAGACGCGAACCCAACCGACUUCUUCUCUUUCUUGCCCGCCUACCUUGCUCGAGAUGACCUCAAAAGUGAUCAAAUCAGACUUUUGUGGUCCGCUGUUCGAGAUAUCUUGCCACCAGAUCCGUUGAAUCCUUCCGUCCUGGGCCCCAAAGGCAAUUUCACGCAUCGACGGUGGCACAAAUUCCGUGAUAAUACAACGCCAGAUCUCGCCACCAACCUCAUUACCAAUCGACCUGCCGAAAUCUGGCCCUAUCGCCUAUGGUCAUCCGGCGCUAUUACUCAACACGAGAACAUUUCUCCCCUUAUGGACCACAAAACCAGAGCCACUCAGCAUAUGAUCGAGCGACCCACUGGCUUGCGAGUCGAAGGCACCGGUAAGGACCAGAAGUCAUACGUUACCAUUGGCAAAUCCCUCUUUGCUUACGAUCGAAGAAUCAAUUACGACAAGGAUUACACUGUCGACAAUGUGUUAGAACUGUUCAAGCCAGUACCUACUGACCCCGAAGGAAAAGGGACCUGGCUGGAGGAGCAAUACACCCUUUGUUUCCUACGAACCAAGCCCAAAUUCCUGGGUGACCCUCCACGGCUCAUUAAACCACCGACGUCAGCUAAGUUUUCACACACACUGAUCCCAAGUCGGCACUUGCUCUUUUGCUGGAGUGCAGCUACAAACAAUGCUCACCUCAUACAUCUUGAUCCAGGCUAUGCGCGCCGACAGUAUGGUGCUCGCAACCUCAUCGUUCACGGCCCUCUGACCGUCUUCCUGAUGCUAGAAUGGUUCACCCGUACCCUUACUCGCUACGCGAUGGACAGACUGCCGGAUUUCCAGGUCAAGUCGAUCGAGUACAGAAAUUUGCAGGUUCUCUAUGUCGACGCACCGAUGACCUUGUGUGCUAAGCCUACUGAGUUUCCAGAACCAGGGUCUGUGGCGCCUCGAUGGGAUGUCUGGAUUGAGAAGAAAUCCGAUGAUGGCGCGAUGACUAUAGCAUUCAAGGGUCAGAUAGUGGUUCGAGCUUUUACGGAAACUUCUGCCCAGGGCGGAGAAGAAUUCCAGUCACCGUUCUUCGGACUCCCUUCUUAA